GAAGAUCGGUACGUGCUCACUAACAAUAAUGUCAGAUUCAGCGGUAAUCGACAAAUCCGUUGACCAGAAUUCGGUGACAUAUUCUACUAGUAAUAAUAAACAGGUUCGUAAUGCAAACAUUCAUUUUGAAAAUGGAAAUGAUCGAGGUAUUAUCACGAGAGAAGAAGCCAGGCAUGUGUCAAAACUGUCGAUAUCCUCUGAUGCCGAAUUGGUGAAUUAUAAUCUAAAUCCAUAUUCUGAUGAGAAACUCGGUUUCUUAAGCUCUCAAAAAACACUUACCUUGGAAGCGCGGAAACCAGGAUGCAAGGUAAAUGUAACAAAAUGCUUCUUUGUAAAAUCUAUGCCUUACGACGUGCCACUUCAAGCUGCAUAUGCUCUUGAGAAAAAUGCUUUCUCCAAGGAAAUUAAAUUUUUCCAAAAAAUCGAGCCACUUAUGCAAGAUAAUUACAAGAGUGAGCGUUGGAGCCCCAAGUGUUACUUAGCAAAAGAGAAUACCAUAGUCUUGGAGGAUAUGAAGGUCCAAGGUUUUAGGAACAACUCUAGAAUUUUAAACGAAGAACAUCUCAUGUCUGCUGUAGCUUGUGUCGCACGCUUUCAUGCAUCUUCAUUAUUGGCUGAACAACAACUCAAUGGUAAAUCCCUAAAUGAAGUUUAUCCCGAGGUGUUUGAAGAAGCGGAGUAUAAAAACACGGGACGCAAGUAUACCUGGUUCACCACUGCCAUAAACUGUGUGGUAUCGGUAGCGAAAGAUAUUGGACUUGAAACAAGUCACAUUUUUGAAGCUAGUAAGCGUGCUUUCGAUAUCGCUAUACCUUCUAAAGUAAAGCGCAACGUUGUCACGCACGGCGAUCUCUGGAGCAAUAAUCUACUAUUCGACCAAGCAAACCACUGUAGAUUGGUUGAUUUCCAGCUUCUUAGAUACGCACCUCCAGGCCAAGACUUGAUGCAAUUACUUUAUUUGUGCACUUUGAGAAAGUUUCGAGAAGAACGUGAAACUGACGUACUAGAAUGCUAUUACAAGAAUUUCAAAGAGACGCUGGAACUCAAUGGUUUCACGGGUGUGACGCCGAGUUUUGAAGAAAUAAAACACGGAGCGGACGAACAAAAAUUUCCAGCAUUGAUAUCUGCUGCUAUUAAUUUUCCGACGAUUAUGAUCGAUGGAAAAAUUGGAGCUGAGAUUAUGAAUAAUUUGAAUUCUUACGAGGAUUAUUUUUUCCGAGAUAGAAAACCAAUUGUCGAACAAAUUAUGGCGAUGGACGGUGAGUAUGAAACAAGAAUAAAGGACCUUUUUCGGGAAUUGGUUGAGAUGUCCUUUAAAGUAGAUGAUUUCCCCAGAGUUUCGUAGAAUGAAUCAUUUACAUGUAGAUAAUAUUUUCAGUUCAUAGCUGUAUUAAAAAAAUUCAAUACAAAAAUCAUAAUCUUCGAAUUUCGUGAUAAAAAGCAAUUAUAAAGCAUUUAUGCAGGUAUAAUGUUGGUUUGUAAUAUCUUUGUAACUUAUGAAUAAUUAAUAAUUAAUAAUAAAUUUUCAUAUAAUAUGAAAAAAUCUAUUGUAAAACUAUCGAGGAUCACUAAAUUGUAUGGAAGCAUAUUUGUACCUGUGUCACUGUGCACAGUAUAAUUAACAAGUGUUUGUACUAAUAUUAUCAACUCCUUAUACCGACGCGGUACAUUUGUACUUAGCGCUAUUCAAUGAAUUAUCAUAUAAAAUGUACGAGUAUGAUCACUGAUAUCUUGAUUAUUUUUUUAGAUCGAAGAAUAAAUAUUACCG
This is a messenger RNA of Phymastichus coffea, 1768 nucleotides long. RefSeq lists its product as uncharacterized. The record is from RefSeq and is a predicted model, not a curated record. The transcript is spliced from 2 exons. The coding region runs from base 29 to 1345 and encodes 438 amino acids. Lineage: Eukaryota; Metazoa; Arthropoda; Insecta; Hymenoptera; Eulophidae.